GGGAAAUGGGGGAUGGGUGGGUUGAGGGGGUUUAUAACCCCAUUGGUGAUUGGGUUGAAGAGUGGGUUUUGACCUCGGUCCCAAAGUAAGGAACUGAUCAAGAUGGAAGGCUCAUGGAAACCUUCCGCCAUGAGCUAUACGACAAGCCAGGCAUGUUUCACAGAUGCUGGACUUCCUGGGAGGAUGUAGCGGAUGAAGACGAGCAAGAUCGUCUUCGAGAACUCUGCCCCCACUACUUCCAGUUAAGAGCUCUCAUGGACGCCGCUGGUCUUCUUCCAAAACGCAUCAAGAAGCCCAAGCCGGCCCCACCGGUCAUUACCAUAUCUUCCGAUGAAUCGGAUGGAUCCGAGGAUGGGGCAGCUCCACCUUCUUGGUGGCGUGUACGGCGAAACAGAGGGUCAAAGACGUCGGAUACGGCGGCGUCUUCUGCUUCUGCUCUCACCUCUCCCCCUUCCUCAUCGUCGGACUCGGACAGUGGGGACGACCCCAUACCCCUCUCGCCUUCCGAAUACGUCGUCCCCCGACGCCGCACACCCCCACUCCCAUACAGACCCCGUCCACCCAAACGCCCAUCCCCCCGACCUGUCCCUCCCAGACCCGUCCGGAACCUCCCUCCUUCCUCUUCCGCCUCUGAAACCGAUACCGAACCCCGCCACGUCUCAGGCCAUUUCGAAAAACGCGCAAGGCGGCCCGAUACGCCCCCUCUAGAGCAUUUACCGGGGAUCUAUUCGUAUCACAAUGAACGAGAUAGGGCGAGGGUGAUGGGGCUUUUUGAUUUUGCGCCCCCAGCUCAAGGGGACGGGGUGGGGGUGGAGGUGGAGGUGAUAUCGGAGAGUAUGGAGCUGGAUAGUGAAGGAGAACCUGAAUGGGGCGGUGAUGCUGUGGUGAAAGUCAACCAACCAGAGGGAAGACGAAAGCGGAAGAGGGCCAGGCCAGGGGAGGAUACGGCGAGAGGGGAGAAUGAGAGGAGGGUCAAGAAGAAGAUGAGGAUACCGAAUUUGCAGAUUGAGAAAGAUGAUCUGGAUAGGAAGGCUGAGAAGCGGAUGGGCGUGGUCCUUGCUGGGGUGGAUCGUUUGUAA
Messenger RNA from Cryptococcus amylolentus CBS 6039, 1079 nucleotides. RefSeq lists its product as hypothetical. The coding region runs from base 114 to 1079 and encodes 321 amino acids. NCBI's taxonomy places the organism in Eukaryota, Fungi, Basidiomycota, Tremellomycetes, Tremellales, Cryptococcaceae. The record is from RefSeq and is a predicted model, not a curated record. The transcript has 3 exons.